Messenger RNA from Amphimedon queenslandica, 1688 nucleotides. RefSeq lists its product as uncharacterized. The coding region runs from base 5 to 1615 and encodes 536 amino acids. The transcript is spliced from 2 exons. The record is from RefSeq and is a predicted model, not a curated record. Lineage: Eukaryota; Metazoa; Porifera; Demospongiae; Haplosclerida; Niphatidae.
AGCAAUGGCCUCAGCAGAGAUGCCAGCUCUGGAACCAGAGACACUACUACCUCGGUGGUAUGAAGACUUAAUGCGUCAAAUAAAGAACUUUAGUGACAGAGAAAAUGCCAUGAUUGUCGAAUUAUUCAAACUAGUUUUAGCUGAGGUCUUAAAGAUAUCACAAGUGCGACUUGACGCCGAAAGAAUAACUUUUAUGGACCUCUACCGCCUGAUAGAAGAGAAAGUAACACGGGAGGCGGCUCCUACCAUAGUUCUACAAAUUCUCGAGAAGAUAGAUUGUACUGGCUGUGAUUGUGACGAACUAAAGAAGGCUUUAAAAGAUGCUGCUGCAUCAGAAAAUGCUGAUCUAGGCCACUUAGAUAUUGAUCCAAAUAAUAUAAAAAACAUAGUGAAACUUAGUAAAAAGGUAUUUUCCUUGAAUGAGGAAGAGUUUAAAGCAUUUAAAGGCUACUGUGCUGCUAAAGUUUUGCCUAAAGAUAUGAUGCCUAAUAUAAGCAACAUAUCAGACUGUAAAUUUCUGGUCCUUCUGAUUGAGAAUGAAAAAUUGCUGUCUGGCAAUGAUCGUAGCCUGAAAGAAAUUGAUAAUUUGCUCAAAAAAUCUGGUUGUUCACAAGUAAAAGGAAAUCCAUGCCACAGAAUUUGCAAAUAUAUUUGUAGAGUGGUAUUCUUCAUCAUAUUAAUCGCUAUUUUUCUUACAAGCAUAGCCAUGCUUCUUUUUGCAAUUUAUUUUUUGAUGUCAAAUGAUCCAAAGACGAUCCCGUUGCUGGGAGAGUAUGGCACUUCUUAUGAAGAUCAAACAAAGCUCUUGGUAUCGUAUCAUUCACAGACAAUAUCAAUCAAUAUCAGUGUGUCCUUUAAUCAAAAUGAGGGAAGCAAUGGUCCUGUUAACAUUAGAAUUUACAAAAGUAUUUUUCUUCCUAAAACAUUUUUACAAAACCUUCCUCCAAAUUAUAUUCCUGGCCUGUCUGGUGGACGUCACAACUAUAAUUACAUUUCAGGUGACAUACCAAUUUUUUUGCAAAAAGGAUCAAGCUUAAACUACACUUUAUAUUUCAAGAGCAAUGGCUAUAAUAAAACAUGUGUGUUAGCAUCUGAUAAUUGUGCAUCUCUGUACUUAUUUGACAACUUCAAAGAUUAUAAUAACUUCAGAAACAACCGCAGCAAUUUUGCCUAUAAAGAAAUUCACAUUACUUCAUCAAACUUAUCUUGGAGUUUUACGAUUGAUCAUGACUCUAUAUACUACGUUGCACUUGAAGUAGAAAAUUGUUGCCUUGUUUUUGGCAAUGUUUCUGUCACUCAAGCAUCAUAUGAGAGUUUAUCAUUGAGUCAAGUCUGCACUUUGAAUGUUUCAAGACCGUCGUGUGUGAUUGAUUUGUAUCACCGUUUUAAAGAUUGUGACAAUGAAGGUCAUGUAUUUGUUAAUAUUCCAGCAGGUAAUGCCGUAAAAGAGAUUAGUUAUAGCUCUAAACAUUAUUAUUUUCCAUGCAACUCAUUCUGGUACCUUAUUGCAUUUAUCAUUUUUGCUGGAUUUAUUUUUUGUCUCUAUCUCAUAAAAUGCUAUUGCUGGUAUAAGACAACUGAAACUGAUAGUAAUAGAUACGUCAAGCUUAAUUGAAACAACUAAUGAUAUCUAAUUAUUUGCUAUUAUGUGUUAUAAAAUGAGUUUAUAGCUGACUGUUAUAUUGUAA